Molecule: messenger RNA, 960 nt
Organism: Ruditapes philippinarum (Manila clam)
Lineage: Eukaryota; Metazoa; Mollusca; Bivalvia; Venerida; Veneridae
Product: perlucin-like
Exons: 7
Coding region: 102-743 (213 amino acids)
Source: RefSeq, a predicted model, not a curated record
CUUGAUGGAUGUAUUAACCUAAAUUGAAGCUAUCUUUAAAAUACGGUGGCAAUGACCUAUGACCUUAUAGAUAAGGCAGUCAUUACUGUUCAGACAGAAACAUGGCGAAACUUGUGUACAUUUUAGGACAACUAUUUCUUAUAUGUAGCACUUUGAGCAACAAAUUUGAGCGGCAGACGUCUACAGGAUGUCCAAUAGAUUUUAUAAAACACGAAAAUUCCUGUUACCACAUCUUCGCUACACCCACUUUGAAAUGGUGGGAGGCUAUGGCAUACUGUGAAAUAUAUGGUGGCGGAGAGGGGACACUGGCUACCGUGGAGUCCGAGUCGGAACAGCUGUUUCUUGAAAAUGAACUGAAGAAAGCAUUCCCAAAUCCUGUUGGAAAAGACUUUUGGCUGGGGGCUAAUGACGUCACGCAUGAGGGCACGUGGGUUUGGAUAAAGAAAGACGAGUAUGUUCAAGAAUACACUCAUUGGGCACCGGGCGAGCCCAGCAGUCGUACAUCUGAAAAUUGCCUGGCAUUAUAUGAUGGCCUGCAGUAUAAAUGGAAUGAUGCGCCGUGCAAUCUACCAGAGGGCUUCAUUUGUGAACUCCCUUUGGAGCGACAGAUUCGAGCGGGAGACGUCUACAGGAUGUCCGAUAGAUUUUGUAAAACACGAAAGUUCCUGUUACCACAUCUUCGCUACACCCACUUUAAAAUGGUGGGAUGCUAUGGCAUAUUGUGGAAUAUAUGCGGACGGUGAAGGAUCACUUGCAAGUAUUGAGUCUGAGUCGGAACAGUUGUUCCUUGAGAAAGAACUGAAGACAAAAUACCCAAAUCCUGUUCAAAAGGACUUUUGGUUGGGAGCUAAUGACAUCACGCAUGAGGGCACGUGGGUUUGGAUAAAGAAAGACGAGUACGUGAAAAUGCAAAUGUACACUAAUUGGGCACCGGGCGAGCCGAACAGUGGGACAGGUGAA